AGAACCAUAUGGACGAUCGUCUCCAGCUCCGUUCUCACUUUAUUUGCGUGUAUAUACAGUGCCAUUCACGCCAAUAUUCCGAGUCCCAAGGACAGUCCUCAUGGUAUCAUACGACGGCAACUUGGGGUCAUGAUAAUGGCACUAAUUGCUCCUGAACUGAUCGUCACAUGGGCUAUGCGUCAAUGGCUCAGUGCUCGGCAUGUUACAAGACAUGAAGAUUAUACGUGGACUCAGACGCACAGCUUCUUUGUGCUGAUGGGUGGUUUCAUGCUU
This is a messenger RNA of Suillus subalutaceus, 273 nucleotides long. RefSeq lists its product as uncharacterized. The record is from RefSeq and is a predicted model, not a curated record. The annotation marks the transcript as partial. Lineage: Eukaryota; Fungi; Basidiomycota; Agaricomycetes; Boletales; Suillaceae. The transcript has 3 exons.